Messenger RNA from Phyllostomus hastatus (greater spear-nosed bat), 871 nucleotides. RefSeq names its product POP7 homolog, ribonuclease P/MRP subunit (gene POP7). The record is from RefSeq and is a predicted model, not a curated record. Lineage: Eukaryota; Metazoa; Chordata; Mammalia; Chiroptera; Phyllostomidae. Gene Ontology annotation, cellular component: ribonuclease MRP complex; nucleolar ribonuclease P complex; nucleus. The transcript has 2 exons. The coding region runs from base 179 to 601 and encodes 140 amino acids. Gene Ontology annotation, molecular function: nucleic acid binding. Gene Ontology annotation, biological process: tRNA 5'-leader removal.
CGGUGUUUCCUACUACCUAGCAUUUUUGCUAAGCUCCCCUUUUCUUCCCUUUUUGAGGUCUGGAGGUCCUGGGCUGCGCCUUCUAUUUGGGCCAGUCGGCACAACGCGUGAGUGGCCUGGUAGGGGAGAGGGCCGCCUGCACUCGGAGGCUACUGUGGACCGCAGAGAGACACACAGCAUGGCAGAAAACCGAGAGCACCGCGGGGCCAUUGAGGCUGAGCUGGAUCCCGUGGAGUACACCCUUCGGAAGAGGUUGCCCCACCGUCUGCCCAGAAGGCCCAAUGACAUUUAUGUUAACAUGAAAACUGACUUUAAGGCCCAGCUGGCCCGCUGCCAGAAGCUGCUGGACGGAGGGUCGCGAGGUCAGAGUGCAUGCACUGAGAUCUACAUUCAUGGCUUGGGCCUGGCCAUCAACCGUGCAAUCAACAUUGCCCUACAGCUUCAGGCGGGCAGCUUCGGGUCUUUGCAGGUGGCUGCCAAUACCUCCACUGUGGAGCUUGUUGAUGAGCUGGAACCAGAGACUGAUACUCAAGAGCCACUGACCCGCAUCAGAAACAACUCGGCCAUCCACAUCCGGGUCUUCAGGGUCACACCCAAAUAAUAAAAUGAGUCUGGCUCACCUCAUCCACCUACCCUCAGCUAGGCUCAGGUAUGACUCUCCUUGUACUCAGUACUGUCAUGGACCUCCUACCAGAGCCAUAAAAGGAAAAGCCUGUCAUCUCUGAGCCCAAAAGACAUUGAAUUGAGAAGGGGAGAGUGUCUCUUGUUGGGCCCAAGUAACCAGGCCUUCCUGAAUCUUUGUGGUCUGUAACCAGCCAUUGUCUUAGGCAAUAAAAAGUAUCGAAUUUAGUGCCCACCCACCCCACUGCCA